AUGUCUGAUACUAAUUCCAGGGCUGCUAGAUUGAAUAUCAACCCGAUCUCCACAGCCAAUCAGAACGUCUAGAUACUAAAAAAAUUGGCAUUAAGUAUCAAUAGCGGAUAACCCUCCUCUAUCAGAGCUCUCAGUGCUCCCAACGCCGCUUAAAACAAUAGAAUGCAACUGGAGAUUGAAUCCAAAGAAUCCAAAUAUAGCAGUAUGUACGAAGAGCUGGCUAAAAUCGGACAAGGGAAUUUCGCUAUUGUAUUUAAAUGUAGGAACACUCUUGAUCAGUCGAUUUAUGCUAUCAAAAAGACGAAGGCUUAACCUAAACAAAACUUGGAAACAAGCGAUGCGAGGUAAGAAGCCUGUAUUUUGGCGAAUUUAUUCAGCAAAAGUGACACAAAACACAUCGUCCAAUAUUACAAUUGCUGGAUAGAGUAGAAUCAAUUUUAUUUGGUUAUGGAAUACUGCGAUUAUAGUUUAAAGCAUCAAAAGCAAUAUUAGGAGUGGGAAAUCAAGAUCAUUUUAAAACAUAUUUUGGAAGGACUAAGGUUUUUACAUAGUAAGAAUUUGGUUCACAUGGACAUUAAACCUGAGAACAUACUGUUCAAGAAGAAGGAUUUGAGUUUCAAGAUAGCAGACUUUGGAUUGUCAAGGCUUUAAUUUGUGAAGGAGGACGAGGAUAUCAGGGAUGGCGAUUAAAGAUAUACAGCUCCUGAAAUCAUGGAAUAUAUGAAUUUUGGUACUCCAAUAGAUUUAUAAAAAGUUGAUAUUUUUGCUUUUGGAUGCACUAUUUUCGAAUUGAUGAUUUAGGAGGAACUGCCAAAAUCAGAUGCUCAAUAUCAUGAAUUGAGGAAAGGCAUUAGUAAACGAAAUUUCAAAGAUGUGGGAAUUCAAUAUUCUGAUUCUUUGAUUGAGAUUGUUUGUCAAAUGAUGGCUCCCAAACAAAAGGAUAGACCUACUGCUGAAUAGUUGUUGAAUAACACUUAUCUAUUUGUGCCUGAGGAGAACGAGUUAAGAUUUUUGGAGAACUCUAAUUAAUUGCUGUUCCAAGAGAAGUAGUGGAACCAACAAAAGGAAUUGAGGGAAAGUCAGAGAAGGAAAACGUUUGGGUCUAACUGGGAGUUCAGAGGAAAGCAGGGGGUCAAGAAUAGAGUGCAAGUGAAGAACGAGAGAAUAAGGCAGGAGACGGAGAGGAGGUAAAGGAUGUCGAGGAUGGAUUGUUUUCAGACGGAGGAGGAGUAGAACAGCAAAAUUUUGAGAUCGGGUUAUGAGGUGUGCGAGAAGCAGGAUUCUGUGGAGUAGUGUAUAAAAUAUGAGUGCUAGAAUUCUAGAAAUAAGAGUGCUUGA
Paramecium tetraurelia is the source of this 1338-nucleotide messenger RNA. RefSeq lists its product as uncharacterized. NCBI's taxonomy places the organism in Eukaryota, Ciliophora, Oligohymenophorea, Peniculida, Parameciidae. Gene Ontology annotation, molecular function: protein kinase activity; ATP binding. Gene Ontology annotation, biological process: protein phosphorylation. The record is from RefSeq and is a predicted model, not a curated record. The transcript has 4 exons.